GUGAAAAUGUGUGCAAGAACGACAGGAAAGUACAAGGAAGAAGUUCGUGGACCAAAAGAGGAGGAGGAGCCACAACGUCAGCCACUGGAUGCUGUGUUCAAUCUGCAUCCUCAACUUGUCCAAUGCACAGCAGCAAUGUUGGUCCAGCUGAAGCAAAAGCAAUUACCAUGGAAAUGAAGAGACUGGACAAAGGAGUAACACCGACGAACAUCAGUAAAGACUUGGGCUUCAGUUGGUCGACUAUGGCAAUCAUUUAGGACAAAGCCCAUUUUUAAUGAACAUGAAGGGUUUCACCCCUUUUAGGGAUGCAGUGAUUACAAAGCAACCAAUAAGGGCUACCUGCACAUUCCUCCUGAACAAUAACUAAGCAUAGCCUUCCCUCAAUCUUUGGCACCCACCUUUCACAGUAAUGGUAAGUACAGCUUCCCAUUUGUUAUUUUAAAUCCGCCCAUCCAUCCAUCCGUAUUCUUAGCUGCUUUUCCUCUCGAGGGCCACAGGAGUUCUGGAGCCUCUCCCAGCUGUCAACUGGUAGGAGGCGGGGUACACCCUUAACUGGUUGCCAGCCAAUAGCAGGGCACAUCGAGACAAACAGCCGCACUCGCAAUCACACCUAGGGGCAAUUAAGAGUGUCCAGUUAAAGGGCAACUGUCAUGAAAUGGAUGAUUUUUAGUAUGUUAUUAAUGAAAAAAACGUCAGCCAAUAUGGGCCCAUGCGUUUUUUCACCAUAAAACAUGAUUUUGACGUAUAUAGCUCUUUGUAACUCCCGCCAAGAAAAUCCUCUCGAGGGAUUUGUUUUCAAGAAGAAGCAGGAAGUGACGUAAAGGACAGCGGCUCCCCCAAGUGGACUUGUUUCUUUCCAUUGGUUUUCCCUCCGGGAAGGUAGCUCGUUGUUCCUUCGUGUUAGCCAAAAUGCCGGCUCAUUGCAUUGCUGGACAUUGCUUGAACACUCUGGAGAAUGGAUUUAUCCUUCAUAAGUUUGCAAGAGAGCCGGUUUGUUGUGAAAAAUGGAUUGCACGGGUGUAGAGGACGAGGGCUUUGUGGGUUCCAAAUAACAGGUAGGUGUGUAUAUAGCUACUAAAAAAAAUAAUAGUUUGGGGCGGAUCACGUAUUCAGUCUCUCAUAACGGAAAAGAUCUGUGUACGAAAUAUGUAGAUGUGCGCGUCGGACGGCGUCGGGCUGCUGCGCGGACGGCAGCGAAUCUGAAGAACCCAGCCAAGAAUGCCUCACUCAGCCGCGUGUGCUCAAUAAAGUGCCCCGGCUCGACUGUGUUGUUCAACGCGUACUGCGGCGUCCAUUAACAAACCGCUAAAGCAGCACCGCUCGGCUCAGUCAUAAGCCACACCGGUUGGCUGUGAUGAGCCGCGAUGGCUCAUCUCCGCCGCGGAAGUGGAUCGGACGGGGAUGCAGUUUGGCUGUGAUCGCAUAUCAUCUGAAUAUGGCUCGAAACAAUAGUGUAAUAUUACCCCAAGUGUUCAAAAUAAUAGUGUAAUAUUGCCCCAGUAACUUCACUCGGUUGUGUGGUGUUCUCCUUUUUGAAAAGAGCUCCGUGUCAGAAGGGGCGCGUUUGUCUCCCAUAGUUAGGAUGUAUCACGUGUUUUCAUUGGCGAAUGUCCGGGUGACGUCACGGACGGAGGAUGCAGCCAAUAUGGCGACCACUUAGAUAUUGUAGAAUGACACUUCUGCAACUUUACGCAUGGAUGAUGCGCUCUCCGAGAACAUGCAAACCCGACACAGGGAGAGUCGGGAUUGAACCCGGGUCCUCAAAACUGUGAGGCCAACGCUUUACCAGCUGAGCCACCAUGUUGCCUUCAUUUUUAAUGUAUUUUUCUUUUUUUAUAUUAAGUAUUUUGAUGUAAAAUUUUAUUUUAAAUGGUAAAAUCAGUCUUAAGCCGAAAUUCGGGUUAUGUUAUCAGUGUAUCAAUGAAUCUCAUUUGUAGAUCGAGAAGUCUCUAUAUGAAAGAUGAACCAAAGAUUUUUCUAUGACAUGGAUUUUACUUUACCCAGGUAUGUUUUGCAACGCAACCCCCACAUUAAAUGAGGGAAGACUGUAGUGCGCACAAUGGCAAUUUAGGGUAGAUGUUUUUUGUGGAGCCAAUGAAUGACGUCAUUGAUCGGAUCGCUGAGUUAUGACAAAGUUGAUCAAUAUUUCAGCAUAAAAUGAUCAUGAUUGUCCAUUAAUGAUAUUACUGAUCAAAUUGACGUGAAGUCAAUUUUAAAUUGAUCCAAGGAGGACUAGACUUUCUGAGGGUCCUUUCUAAUAAGAUAACUACAGUUCAAUUGAGGUACUGUGCCACUUUCAACAAUCAUAUCAAAUCAAUCACAAAAAGUGCCUUCUACCAUCUGAAGAACAUAUCUAGAGUGAACUCUGAUGUGUCAAGGAGAUCAGGAAAAGCUCAUCCAUGCUUUUAUCUCAAGUAGACUUAACUACUGUAAUGAUCUUCUGACUGGACUCCCCAAAAACAGUAUUAAACAGCUGCAGCUCAUUCAGAAUGCUGCAGCUCAUGUUCUGACCAAAAUAAAGCAGUCAGAGCAUAUAACUCCAAUCUUACAGUCCUUGCGCUGGCUUCCAGUCAGCUUUAGAAUAGAUUUUAAAUCGUAAAUGAUUUUCUGCUACUGGUCUAGAAAUCACUAAAUGAUUUAGGUCCCGAAUACCUGAAAGAAAUGCUUACAGAAUACAAACCCAGUAUAGCUCCAAGAUCGACUGACUCAGGUUAAAUAGUGGUGCGCAGAGUCCAAAGCAAACAUGGUGAAGCAGCAUUUAGUUAUGCUGCACACAAAUGAAAUAAGUUGCCAACAGAGGUAAGGUCAGUUCCAAGUGUGAAUGUUUUAAAUCCAGGUUGAACACUUCUUUUUUCUCAUGCUUUUUAGAAUAUAUUCACUUUUUGAUCAUAUUACUUGGACUGUAUGCGGUUUCAAUGCUUCUUUUUUAAUAUUUUGUCAUUUUUGUUUUUAUCCUCUUUUGAAUGUUUUCUCUUUAUUUUCAAAUACCUUUAAUCAUGCAAAACACAUUGAAUUACCUCGUGUAUGAAAUGCGCUAUACAAAUAAAUUUGCUUUGCUUUGUUUUAAUGUGUAGGAAAUUGUCCACUUUCAGGGAAGAGGAAAAAUCCAGCAGUGAGACUGUACUCACUCACCAUGUUCUGUCUCCUUUGCUCUGAUAAAAUUAACUAUUGUAGUUAAAACAACAACAAGAUGGGAAGAGAAAUGUAGGAGGGAUUAUUUUAAAGGAAGAGCUGGGUAAGAAUGUCUUGGAGGUGAAAAGAGUAUCAGAUCGAGUAGGAUGGGACCUAGAUUUGAAAGAGAAAUUCUGGAAGGAACAAGAUGAAGUAGUUCUGAGCUUCCCGGACACAGAGAGAGUUGUGAUUGGUGGAGAUUGUCCUGGACAUGUUGCUGAAAGAAACGGGCAAUGAAGAAGUGAUGGAUGUCAGUGAAAAUCUUCGACCCCGGCAGCAGUCAGUGUCCCGUCACAUCAAAGAGGAAGAUGAGAGUGAAGAGCUUCAACGCAUCAAAGAGGAGGAGGAAGAGUUCCUUCACAUCAAAGAGGAAGACCAGGAGGAAAUCAUCCAGGUUCCAUCCACUGGUGUCCAUUUGAAGAGUGAAGCUGAAGAUCAAAGUGAGGAGAGACAAGCGGCGGAGCCUCCAAGCAGGAACAGCUCAAGUGUUGGAGACCACUGUAGAGGACCACAAACAGACGAUGAUGAUGAUGAACAAUCAGAAGGUGAUAUGACAUGUCACACUUCCAACAAAUGCUGUAAAUGUUCUCAGUGUGGGAAAAGUUUUGUUUCUAAGAGCAAUUUAAAACAACACAUGAAAAUACACACAGGAGAGAAGCCUUUUUCCUGCGCAGUUUGUGGUCAAAGAUUCACUCAGAAGGGCAACUUAAAAAUACACACAAGCAGACACACUGGUGAGAAACCUUUUUCCUGUUCAGUUUGUGGUCAAAGAUUCACAAAGAAGGGUUACAUAAAGUUACAUACAAGAAUACACACUGGUGAGAAACCUUUUUCCUGUUCAGUUUGUGGUCAAAGAUUCUCUCUAAAGGGACACUUAAAGUUACACACAAGAACACACACUGGCGAGAAACCUUUUUCCUGCUCAGUUUGUGGCCAAAAAUUCUCUGUAAAGGAAAGCUUAAAAAGACAUAGAAGGACCCACACUGGAGAGAAACCUUUUUCCUGUUUAGUUUGUGGACAAAGAUUCUCUCGGAAAGGACAUUUAAAAUGUCACACAAGAACACACACUUUUGAGAAACCUUAUUCCUGUUCAGUUUGUGGCCAAAGAUUCUCUCAGAAGGGAACCUUACAAAAACACAAAAGAACUCACAGUGAUGAGAAACCUUUUUGGUGCUCAGUUUGUGGUCAAAGAUUCUCUCAGGAGGGAAACUUAAAAAUACACACAAGAACACACACUGGUGAGAAACCUUAUUCCUGUUCAUUUUGUGGUCAAAGAUUCUCUCGGAAAGGACACUUAAAAGUACAUACACGAACGCACAGUGGUGAGAAACCUUUUUCCUGUUCCAUUUGUUGUCAAAGAUUCUCUUAUAAAUAUCAAGCUCAGACACACAAGUGUGCUGGUGAGGAUAGCAGUGACCAAUAAGGUUCUAAUGCAUGUGUGAAGAUUUAAAAAUGUAGUUGCUAUGUUACUGACUUAGGAAAAUAAACAUUCCUGUACGAG
Molecule: messenger RNA, 4672 nt
Organism: Syngnathoides biaculeatus (alligator pipefish)
Lineage: Eukaryota; Metazoa; Chordata; Actinopteri; Syngnathiformes; Syngnathidae
Product: gastrula zinc finger protein XlCGF52.1-like
Exons: 4
Coding region: 3383-4594 (403 amino acids)
Biological process (GO): regulation of transcription by RNA polymerase II
Cellular component (GO): nucleus
Molecular function (GO): DNA-binding transcription factor activity, RNA polymerase II-specific; RNA polymerase II cis-regulatory region sequence-specific DNA binding
Source: RefSeq, a predicted model, not a curated record